Molecule: messenger RNA, 993 nt
Organism: Oppiella nova
Lineage: Eukaryota; Metazoa; Arthropoda; Arachnida; Sarcoptiformes; Oppiidae
Source: the annotation of a GenBank genome assembly
AUUUCAAUCAAUUUGUGUUUCAUUUGCUCUUUGAUUGUCAUUUGAUUGGUUUGAUUGGAUUGACUGGAAGUGGUGACCAUCGCAGACAUGCUGGUCAUCGACGGCGGUAUCCUUGAGGGCGGCGGACAAGUGGUGCGAAUGGCAAUGAGUUUGAGUGCAUUACUCCGCAAAGACAUCGAAAUCUCGGACAUACGAAGCCGUCGAUCAAAACCAGGUCUAAAGGCCCAGCAUUUGGUUGGUUUGCAUCUGAUUCGGGACAUGACUUGUGGUCAGCUCACUGGCGACCACUUCUCCUCCACAGACAUCACGUUUAGACCAAAUGAACUCAUUUCCGGCAACUUCUUCGGCGACACCAAAACUGCCGGAAGUGUGACUCUGUUGUUGCAAACAUCACUUCCAUGUCUUCUGUACGGCAGUUGUCUGUCAUAUCUUCGUCUGAAGGGCGGAACCAAUGCAGAAAUGGCGCCACAAAUCGAUUACACCAUAAAUGUUUUAAAACCUAUUUUAGAGAGAUUUGGCGUUUCUUUUGAUUGCGAAGUCAUUCGUCGCGGAUAUUAUCCUAAAGGCGGCGGAGAAGUGGUCUUCAAAGUGGAUCCGAUUCGUGAGAUCAGAAGCGUUCAAAUGACAGAAUUCGGGGAAUUGACGAAAAUCAGUGGAUAUUCUUUUGUGGCCGGCGUUCUGCCCAUCAAAAUGUCUCACUCUAUGGCCGAUUCAGCCAUUAAUCUGCUUCGGGAGGCCUUUCCUGGAGUUCCCAUCGAUAUUAAGAGAGUUCAUGAAAAUAGGGACAAAGCUUUUGGUAAUGGAUCCGGAAUUGUAUUAAUCGCCGAAUCGUCGAAUGGGUGUCGUGUAUGUGGAUCCGCUUUAGGCAAACAGUCGGUCAGUACGGAAUCGGUCGGUGAGAGCGCUGCCAAAGACCUCAUAGAAGACAUGAGUUGUGGUGCAGUUGUCGACCGGUACCUUCAGGAUCAGGUGAUCAUUCAUUGCAACCAUUAA